This is a messenger RNA of Triplophysa dalaica, 2502 nucleotides long. It is a transcript of the gene glcea, whose product is annotated as glucuronic acid epimerase a. The record is from RefSeq and is a predicted model, not a curated record. Bases 131 to 1885 code for a protein of 584 amino acids. Gene Ontology annotation, molecular function: heparosan-N-sulfate-glucuronate 5-epimerase activity. NCBI's taxonomy places the organism in Eukaryota, Metazoa, Chordata, Actinopteri, Cypriniformes, Nemacheilidae. Gene Ontology annotation, cellular component: Golgi apparatus. Gene Ontology annotation, biological process: heparan sulfate proteoglycan biosynthetic process. The transcript is spliced from 4 exons.
CCGAUUUAAAGCGAGAGGAAUGUUUGCGUGAAUAUUUUGUUGUCUGUAUUGUGCGUUUUUACAUCACCGGGAGGUGCUGCUUUCAGGUGAGGUCAGGUGUCCAUUGUCACCGUAUGGCCGUGAUGCGAUAAUGCGUUGCGUGGUGGCUCGCAUCAACCACAAGACUCUGGUUAUCAUUUUUGCCAUAUUUGCUCUCAUCACCAUACUGCUGUGGAAUAAGUGCUCCAGCGACAAAGACCUGUACACCCAAAUCAGACCUCAACUUGAGUCCGCACCCACCCCGGAAAAGGAAGAGGAGAACGGGCAAUCACCUGAAGCCCCGCCUGGGUCCAAGGAGGUCACUUACGAGCAGAUCGACUGCCUCAUCAAUGAGGACGUCAUCAUCAAAGGCCGAAAAGAAGGGGGUGAGGUUUAUCUGCCCUUCAGCUGGGUUGAAAGGUACUUUGACGUUUACGGGCGUCUGGUGCAGUAUGACGGGAUGGAACAUUUCGAGUUCUCCCACAGUUACUCACGGGUGUACGCCCAGAGGGAGCCCUACCACCCUGAUGGGGUGUUCAUGUCCUUUGAGGGGUAUAACGUGGAAGUGCGAGAUCGAGUAAAAUGCAUCAGCGGCGUGGAAGGUGUCCCAAUUUCUACCCAGUGGGGUCCUCAUGGGUAUUUCUACCCCAUUCAGAUAGCUCAGUAUGGGCUGAGCCAUUACAGCAAGAACUUAACAGAAAAGCCACCUGACGUGAAGAUUUAUGGGGGAUCGGAAGAGGGAGUGGGUGGCACAGUUCCAUGGGCCGUCCCUAAGGGCUGCUCUCUCUCUAAGAUCCAGGAUCAAAACCAUUCCGGGUUUGUGCACCAUUUCGUCACAGCGGAAAACUCGGACGGCGUGUCUCUGCUCAUGGAUAACUCCAAAGAUUUCGUCUUGACCUUUGACGUCAAGUUCAUCUCCAAUGGUAGCGUCUCUGUUCUUCUGGAGACGACAGAAAAGGGAGCUCCUUACGUCAUCCAUUACAUCACUAGUCCGCUCCUCCUCUCCUUCAAAGACAGAGAGGUCGCCUACGGCAUCGGGCCCCGAACGUCUUGGAGCACCGUGAGUCGCGAUUUAGUAACGGACCUGCGUAAAGGAGUCGGUUUGUCCAACACCAAAGUAGUAAAGGCGACCAAGAUCUUUCCUCGCCGUGUUGUCCAGCUGGUUCUCAAAGGUUCUGGCUUUAUUAGCAAUAUCACCGUGUCUUCCACCGCACACAUGGCUGCUUUCUUUGCUGCUAGCGAUUGGCUUCUUCAUAACCAAGAUGAGCACGGAGGGUGGCCGAUCAAGGUGACUCGUAAGCUCGGAGAAGGGUUCAAGACCUUGGAGUCUGGAUGGUAUUCUGCCAUGGCCCAGGGUCAGGCUAUGUCAACGCUAGUGAGGACGUACUUGGUAACGCACAACCCAGCUUACCUUAGCGCCGCUCUGCGGGCGACAUCCCCAUUCAAGAAGACCUCAGAGCAACAUGGCGUUAAGGCAGCCUUUAUGAACAAAUACGACUGGUAUGAGGAAUACCCCACAACGCCCAGUUCAUUCGUUCUUAAUGGCUUCAUCUACUCUCUGAUUGGAUUGUAUGAUGUGGCUGAGACUGCAGGCAACAAGCUCGGCCGAGAAGCAGGCUUACUAUUCAGUCAAGGGCUGGAGUCACUCAAGGCCAUGUUGCCGUUAUUCGACACAGGUUCUGGAACAGUUUACGACCUGAGGCACUUCACGCUGGGUCUGGCCCCUAAUUUAGCACGCUGGGACUACCACACCACUCACAUCAACCAAUUACAACUGCUCUCAUCCAUUCACAGUGCCCCGAUUUUCAGGGACUAUGUUAAACGCUGGAAGACUUAUCUUAAAGGAGGCCGGGCCAAGCACAACUAAACCAGCUUAAAAAUGUUGUCACUUUAAUGUUUUAGAGGACAGUUUUAUAAGACAUUGUACAAAAGUUAAAGUAAGCGGUGGCAGAUGUUUUUACUUUAAAUUGCUUUCACAAGUCAUUCUGAACAGUUUCAGUUAUUGUACAAGCUUCAAGAAUGUGAAGUAACUUUAUGUAAAUUUAUGUCCAACGUAAUGUGGUACACUAGAAUGUAUGAAACAUUGCACAGUUGUUAAGAUACCGUACAUGUACACGAACAAAUUAGUUUUGCCCUAAGAAAAUUCGAUUAUUUGUAUUUUAAGAGACAAUGAGAUAAUGCAGUGAUCUUGUAUAUAUGAGUGGCAACACAAAACAGUGUGCAUAAUAAAUGUAACUUGUUUGGGUGUGCAAUAGUUAAAAUAGCCUUAGCAUAUAUAGUUAUUAUUGCAUUAUGUGAAUAUCACUGUCUAAAAAUAUUUUGCAAAAAAAAUCUGAAUAGAGUGAAUUAUAACUUUGUGAAGCACAAUUCUGAGGUUUUAUUAUUUUGACAAAAAAUGUUUACAAUUAAUUUCAUUGUAUUAUUAUUAAGAAUUCACAAUAAUGUUUGAUUUAAAAAAAUUGUUUUUUGUUAGAAACCAUUGCU